AUGAGUGCUAACCUCACCGAUAGGGGUAUUAAACUGCUUUAUAGGCAGCGAGGUAGUCGCUCGAGGCAGGUUGUACAUGAAGGUGACGAUGAUAGGCUAAUAAUUCGCGGACCCAUUAUAGAACAACAAUCAGACGUCGAAGAAUCACCACGAGAACAAUUUGAAGACGAGCCUUUGUUAGAUGGGCCUUUUGUAGAGCCGGAGCACGAAGAGCAAGAGCCAUUGCAUGAAGAACGGCACAAUGAGUAUCAAUUUGAUAAUGAAAAAGUGGAACAACCGGUUGUUCACGAAAAUUUUGAUGAAGAAGAAUUGCUCUCGUAUUACAAUUUCCAAGAUAUGCCCUUGAGACAGUUGUCAUCCUCAAUUACAUCGGUUACAUCAAUUGACGUACUCAUAUCGAUGUUCACCAACCUGUUCGAGAACGAUCUAAUACCGCAGGCCAUAAAGGAAUUUGAAUCGAGCAAGGAUAGUAAUUCAAAGAUGAUGUACAAGUUAGAUGUGAGAAUUUUUGAAUCAGUGCUGGAACAACUGAUCAAGGAUUUCAAGGAUAUCCUUGAUAUUAACAUGUCGAAUAACGAAUUGUGCUAUCAAUUGAAACAAAUAGUCGUAGCAAGAGAAGAGUUAAACCAAGAACUGGUAGAAACACGGAGCGAGCUACAGAAACUGAAAUGCGGUGGAGAGUGGUACAAAGUACAACAAGAACAAUCCGAACUUAACGGUCGAGUAGAAUUGAACGAUCAGUUGAACCAUUUAAAUGCACAAUUACAUGGGGAAGCUGCCAUACCUACAUCGCAAGAGCCAUUGGCCACUAACGAAACUGUCAGUGACUUUUGUGAGAUGGUGAACCCUUACAGCGGCAUACUCGCAAGACUCGAACAGAUGAAUAACAGCCUUCAACAGGAACAUUCAGUAGAAUGA
Messenger RNA from Torulaspora delbrueckii, 918 nucleotides. It is a transcript of the gene AME1, whose product is annotated as Ame1p. The record is from RefSeq and is a predicted model, not a curated record. The transcript has a single exon. Lineage: Eukaryota; Fungi; Ascomycota; Saccharomycetes; Saccharomycetales; Saccharomycetaceae. Bases 1 to 918 code for a protein of 305 amino acids.